Messenger RNA from Fusarium odoratissimum NRRL 54006, 1171 nucleotides. RefSeq lists its product as uncharacterized. The record is from RefSeq and is a predicted model, not a curated record. Bases 283 to 909 code for a protein of 208 amino acids. The transcript has a single exon. NCBI's taxonomy places the organism in Eukaryota, Fungi, Ascomycota, Sordariomycetes, Hypocreales, Nectriaceae.
AGUGUCGAUCUCCGUCAUAAUCUUAUCCAACUUUUUGCUGCAGGCAUGAGCAUGAUGCAUCCAAGGUUGACGUCACUCUGGCUGCCGGGAUAGCCAGCAAUCAGGAUUUGGAACUCGCAAGCAUGGAAAAUACAUGAAACUUGGUAUUUCUGCUUCUGCUUUUCUGUAUUUUAUGUCUUGCAUUCCCCAUUUUCAUUCUGCCCUGCAUUGUCACUCUUGCAUCUAAAAGCAGAUCGGAUCUUCAAACUAGUACAUAUCUCUUCAACACAGACAACCGCCAUCAUGCCGACUAUGCUUGGUCUCACCAACGAUCGCUCGCCUCACGGGCUUAACGCUGAAGAAAGCAAAUUCGGUGGUCCCUCCAGCCAGAGAGGCAUGGAACUUACCCCGCGCCAACAAAACGGUAGCAUCGUAUCCGGCAUCGAAGGCUCCGACUUCUUCAACGGUGGUGGCAAGCAAAAGGAGCACGACGCAGAUGAGGAAUCAGAUGAGGAGAACCUCAAGACCAUCAAGGGCCGUAACCUCUCCGCCGUCAAGGAGAUGGAGACUCUUCUCUGGCGUGCCCUCUGCGACAAGCCCAAGACUGCCCUCAAGUACAUCGCCAAGGACGCCGUCAUGUCGAACCGCUUCCUCUUCGGCGACCCUGUCCCCCGAACCGCUGACUCUGAUCCCUCUCUAGAAGAAGAGAUCAAGCACUGUGAGGAGUGGCUCGCCUACAAGAUGCACGACCCCCAGCCCGUCGAGAUUGGUCUCAUGGCUGCUGCCAUUGGCUACAAGGUCACCCUCUUCCGCCAACUUGACCAAGGAGAUGGCAACUUUGGCAUGCAGACCGUUCAAGCUACGUGCUCGAGCUCCUGGAGGCAACUCGCUAGUGGCGACUGGGAGCUUACCAGUAUGUUUGCUGGUUAAACGGUUUGAUGAUAUGGAUGAUUGCAUGAAAUGGACCGGCGUUAAAUCAUGAAUGGAGUAUUGGUUGGUGAUUCGUGCCUAAAGGAGCUACAUCAUAAAUAUGAAUAACAGAUUACUUGCACAUGAAAUCUCUAUGUAAAAUCUUUUGUCAUUCCUUCAGUUGAAUCUCUCACCUUUAUGGCAUGUACGCAAUAUGAGGUGAAUAAGACGGCUUUUAUCUUGUGGCAAACAACGCUUUAUUCUUAAAUCCACUAAUGUAAGC